Messenger RNA from Vitrella brassicaformis, 4008 nucleotides. Lineage: Eukaryota; Vitrellaceae. The record is from the annotation of a GenBank genome assembly.
AGGCGAUGGCUGCUAAAAACUAUGAGGAUCUCUUGCAGCAGAGUAAGCUGAGGCCAAUGCAUAUAUGUCAAAAAAUGAGCCGCGCGGCCAUGCAUUCACUUGGCUUCAUGGCAUUGCAUCAUUUGUCAGUUCAAACGUAUGAAAGGGACCUGACGGCCACGGUCAAGGCAGCGGAACGCUUCCGGGAGGACAACCGGGCUCUCAAAGACGUAAUCGCCAGAAAUCCACCGCAUAGCAGCCGUCGAUUGAUGCUGCGCGUGAUCCUUCAUGUCAGACGUGCGAGUCACUGCAGAGGGCCCAGGGAGAGCUCAAGGGCAUCAACGCCGAGGCCAAAAGGCAACUCAAGAACGUAAGCAGCCAGCACAAGUGGCACAUGCACAUGGACUAUAUGUGUGUGUGCUUGCCUGCAGUAUGUUGCCAAGCUCUCGGACUAUCAGCAGCGCCACGACGCAGAGCGGGCGGCGCUCCAGGGCGAAAUAGAGGCGCAGGCAGAGGUGAGUGAAAUCAAUGACACAGCUACCCUUUCAGGGAGGCGAGGCGUCCAGCAGAUGUGUCUGGUCUGAAUCUGUGUCUGCCUAGGAGAUAGAUGCCCUGCAUCGCCAGCUGCUGGAGCGACAGAACUUCGUAGGCGUUGACACAUGGAACGAGCCGCUGAAAUGUGCGAAUGUAAUGUGUGGCUGUCUGUAUGCAGGAUGAGCAGCAUCGCCUGUCGUUGCAGAACGAGGUAGAGGGGCCGUUCAUUGAGGUACAUGCAGAUGCAUCCAUACAUGCAUUCAGGCCGAAACUUCACCUUGCGCAUCGUCUCUUCCCUUUUCAGCGUAUUUGCAGGCUAGAGUCCGCUCUUGACAAGGAGCGCCGCACAUCCAGCGAUCUCCAACGCACAAAUCAGGUGAGCGAACUACACAACAGACAAGAACUCUCCUUUGUCUUGCCAACGUGUGCGUGCUUGGGUGCAGUCUCUCCGCUUCACGCACGAGAGCGAGAAGGCUGACCUGCAGGCGCAGCUGAGGGACCUGCGGGCCAAGAGCGAGCACCAGAGGACGGAACUGCUCGCCGAAGUAGACGAACUCAAGGCGCAGCUCAGGGCGAAGGUAGCAACGGCACCACGGACAGAGAUGGAUGUCGUGCACAUUCCUUUGUCUCUCCCUCGGUCUGCAUCAGGAAGAUCUGGAGAGCUCCAACGCCAAGCUGAAGAAGGACGCAGAGGAGGCGCGGUGAGAUGAAGAGCAGGGGUAUGCACACCUUCUCUUGUCUUCCCCCCGCAGCAUUAAAGCUACUCAGCUCAAGAAGGAAGUAGAGGAGCUCGAAAGCCAAUGCGUAGGAGACCCAUUCAUACACACAUUCCUUUCCUCACUGUCUGUCUCUCUUUACAACAACGCAACAGACUAGAGUUGUCCGUCAGAAGAGCACUGAGAUCGACUCGCUCAAAAGCGAAAUGGUGCAGCAUCAGGCCGAGGCCUCCAAAUGGAGGUAAGCAUAGGCACGUCACAUGCAAACGGCUCAGUGUGACACCUACGUGUGUUGCGUCGCUUGCAGGAGCGAGGCGGAGAAGAGGGACCGCACGCUCUCCAAACUCACUGCAGAGUGAGGAGAAAAAGAACAAUAUAAUGCAAUUUGCGUACGGAUGCUUUGCAUUGUCCUGUGCUCCAUACCUGUCGAUCGAUCCAACAGAUUGGCAGCUGUAGCCGAGGAGCGGAAUCACCUGGCGCAGGAAUUCGACCGACACAAAAGCGUAAAAGAAAUCGGCAAAAGAUGUACGUUCAUGGAUCCGUGAGCUGCGAGUCUUGUGUGUGUGUGUGUGUGUGUGUGUGCAGAGUUGGUCAGAGCGGUUGCGUGACGUGGAGAACAAGUGGAUCAAGGAGACACACGACGUGCGCCAGCGCCUCGAGGAAGAGCAACGAAGAUGUAUAGACGUAAGAACCACACCAAGCCACUACACCGAUCUUCAGUAUGGACAUACUGCAGCUGACUGAGGCCCAGCAGCGGGCGCAGGAGUCGUUCGAGGGCCGGCUGUCUGAGAAGAAGGCCGCUCACCGAGCCCUCAAGCGGCAGCUCGAUCAGCACCAGAGCGAAGGCGACAUGGAUGUCCAGCAGAUGAAGGAUGGAUACGAAUCCAAGGUGGGUCGACCAUCACACACGAAGGGAGGGGGAGGGGGAGUGCAGAUGUGUGUAUUCCUUGCCUUGCUGUCUGCUCAUGCAGCUGCACGAGUUGGAGAUGGAGAGGGAUGCGCUGCGUGACGAAGCUGAGAAUGCCCGCAACACACAGAAGAAGCUGCAGAGCGAGGCCAACACACAGGUGAACCGCGAUACGCUUAUUCAGACACCAGCCACACAUCAACCGGCGACCAUUGUCAGUUGGAGAGUUUGUCUGAGGAGUUGGAGAAGGCCCAGGAGGAGAACCUCACACUCACCGCUAAAUGCGACAAGGCCAGCAACCAGGUGGCCUAUACAGCGCGAGACAUCCUUCGUAUCAAUUAUCUGUGUCGCGUUGUUUCCAGCUUCGUGUGACGGAGUGCUCCUAUGAGAAGCGCCUGAUCGAACACGAAACGCUUAAAAAAGACUAUCAAAGCCUCCAGGCAAGCCACCAGAGACACUCACUCAUGCUUGUUGUACGAAAGGCCCCGUAUAGCGAUUUAUCCUUUUCGCUUCCUGCAGGGUCGCCAUCGCGAGUUGAUGGGUCGUGUUGAGGGCCUUCAGAAGACCGACGCGACCAACCAUGACCUGAUCGCAAAACUCAAGAGCGAACUGGUGGGCAUGCAGGCUCGGACGCAGCCCCGUCACCCAGAGAUCGUUCUACAUGUAUGGAACAGGCCUCGACGUCCAUCCGUUUGGAUCGUGAGCGCCGCGACAACCAGGAGGAACUCAACAGGGUGCAGCAUGUGAGCUGAGACACGCUUACACAAAGCUUCACACCCGCAUUUUUGCUGUGCGUGUCAUUUGCGCGCGUGCAGUCGAAGCAGCAGGAGAGUGAGAAGCUGAGACACGAGCUGGAGAGCAUGGCCAAGUGAGUGAGCAUUUGGGACCAAAUGCCAGGAAUCCGAUUGCUGUCUCUGUCUGUGUGAACUUCCCAGGUUGUGUGAUAGUCAGUCUGCCGAGUUUGCGCGCCUCAAGACGGCGUCCAAGCAGCUCUUCACCAAAGCCAAGAAGAGAACAAGAGACCUCAAGACCAAGGCACAGGUAGCCGCACACGGAGAAACAUCUCGUACGAGAGCGUCAACCACCCAUGGCUUUGCUUCCCCGCUCUGCUCAGUUGCUGGCCCAGCGUGUGCAGCAGAUCCAGUCUGAGAAGCAGGUCUUGUGGCAGAACUUCCAGGCCACACGGGUCCGCCAUGCAAAGAACCAGAAGCUGAGUGCUUUCUCGUCUACCCUUGGAGUAUUGUCUUGUCUUGCCCUCGAUGCAGGAGGGGUAUGAGAUUCGCAUUCGUGACCUGGAGUGUUCCCGCAAGUGUGAGCUAGACUCCCUCGUCGGCUUGGCCGUGCCCCUCCAUGCCAACUCAAAAAUGAUCCAGGUGUGCAUAUGCCUUGCCUUGCAAGUGCGCGCCACACACACUUGCAAUCCCUCUCUCUGCCCUUGUCUGUCUCGCCUUGCCUGUCGUCCCUCAGGACAUGCUAUCGAGUGCGUCUGCCUACCGCCGGCAGAUCGACCAGCUGCGCGAGAACCUCUCCAUCCAAGCGGCCACCUACCUGCCGCCAGGCGAUGACCGAGACAGGGACGCCAAGGCGCAGGCCAAUGGCCACGUGUCUGGUGUGUCGGAUGUGAUGUCGAGCCUGCCCUUCGAGGGCUUGAAGCUCAAGGAGCAGGUGGCGGCCGCCGCAUCCAUGACCAAUAGCGGAGGGCAGACAUCGGAGCUGGCACUCGUCAAGACGGCGGGCAAUGGCAAUGGCGGGAGAGGCGCUGGCGGAGGGGGCGAGGGGGGCAGCUCACGACAGUGAGGCAGGGAUGAUCUUGUGGCAGGGACUCGAUCCGAUAUUGCAUGAUAGAGGGGACGCGAUGGACCUUGAUUGAUG